Hippoglossus stenolepis (Pacific halibut) is the source of this 3756-nucleotide messenger RNA. RefSeq names its product solute carrier organic anion transporter family member 1C1-like. The transcript has 15 exons. The coding region runs from base 236 to 2302 and encodes 688 amino acids. Gene Ontology annotation, molecular function: protein binding. The record is from RefSeq and is a predicted model, not a curated record. NCBI's taxonomy places the organism in Eukaryota, Metazoa, Chordata, Actinopteri, Pleuronectiformes, Pleuronectidae. Gene Ontology annotation, biological process: sodium-independent organic anion transport; transmembrane transport. Gene Ontology annotation, cellular component: membrane.
UUCAGGACUUUUUAUUGACAUGAUCAAGUGCACAUAAGUAGCCGGGUUACUGAUUACAGGUGAUGUUGUAGUUUGUUUGUGAUAAGACUGUCGCUUUGAGAACAAAGUCCUGCCAGGUACAACAAGCCGUCAGCUACUUCAGCACAUCCCACCCAUCCCUCUCAGGACCACUGCUGCUGCUCAGGCCUCUCUGUGUUGUGUUUUCUGCCUCCUCGCAUCUAUCGAGAACAGCAUCAUGAGUGUAGAGUCCAAAAAAACACGUGAGGCCUGCUGCUCCAAGCUCAAGCUCUUCCUGGCCUCGCUGGCAUCUGUGUAUUUUGCCAAAGCCUUUUGUGGAGCCUACAUGAAGAGCUCCAUCACUCAGAUCGAGAGACGCUUCGACAUCCCCAGCUCCCUCAUCGGGGUUAUCGAUGGCAGCUUUGAAAUGGGCAACCUGUUGGUCAUAGCCAUUGUGAGCUACUUCGGUGCGAAGCUCCAUCGUCCGCGGCUGAUCGGUAUCGGAUGUCUGAUCAUGGCUGCUGGAUCUUUCCUCAUCGCCAUGCCCCACUUCUUCCAGGGAUUGUAUAAAUACGAGACAAGUGUGACUCACAGCAAAGACAUUAACAGCACCGAGAACAUCCUGCCCUGUCUGUCCAACCACAGCAUGACUGACGCAGAUGAGACGCUUGAUUUGGGGCCUAAAGCAGCUUGUGAGAAGGCAGCUGGCUCGUCCAUGUGGAUCUACAUUUUCCUGGGAAACAUGCUGCGGGGGAUUGGAGAGACUCCCAUCAUGCCUCUGGGUGUGUCCUACCUGGAUGAUUUCUCCAGAGAGGAGAACACUCCUUUCUAUUUGGCUUGUAUCCACACAGUGGGAAUCUUAGGACCUAUGUUUGGGUACAUGCUUGGCUCCUUCCUUGCCAAGAUCUAUGUAGACAUUGGAUCUGUGGAUUUAGACAGCAUCACCAUUAACCACAAGGACUCCCGCUGGGUGGGGGCCUGGUGGCUGGGCUUCAUAGUGACCGGCACCGUGCUGCUGCUCUCCAGUAUCCCAUUCUGGUUCCUGCCCAAGUCUCUGCCCAAGCAGGGCCAGGAGGAGAGUCAGAGUAAGAGCACAGAGCUGGCCACAGUGGCAGAGCAGGAGAACUUCCUGGCAGAGGAAAACCAGGAGCAUGACGAGAAAGAGAAGCCGGUCACGUUCCACGAGAUGGCUAAAGAUUUCAUUCCGUCUCUGAGACGACUCUUCAGGAACAGCAUCUUCACACUGAUGAUCCUCACGCACCUCGUGGCCGUCAACGGCUUCAUCGGCCUCAUCACCUUCAAGCCGAAGUACUUGGAGCAAAUCUACGGCCAAUCCGCCUCCAGGGCCAUUUUCCUCAUAGGUAUCCUGAACCUGCCGGCCGUAGCCUUGGGCAUUAUCACCGGAGGGUUUGUGCUGAAACGCUUCAAGCUGGGCAUCAUCGGAGCAGCCAGGGUGUCCAUUACUACCACAGUGGUGUCCUUCAGUAUGCUUUCCAUGCAGGUCUUCAUGCACUGUGGACAAGCAGACGUGGCUGGUCUCACCGUCUCAUAUCAGGGGGCUCCUCAGGUGUCACACAACCAUCAGGCUUUGCUGUCGCAGUGCAAUGUGGGCUGCUCCUGCUCGAUGAAGCACUGGGACCCGGUGUGUGCCUACAACGGCAUGACGUAUGCCUCGCCAUGCCUGGCCGGCUGCCAGACCUCCACUGGCAUUGGCAGGGACAUGAUGUUUCAUAACUGUAGCUGCGUCGAAGACAUGAGGACAUCAGCUGCGAACAUGUCUGCAGUGCUGGGCCAGUGCCCCAGGAACAGUGACUGUGACGGCAUGUUUAAAAUCUACAUGGCUCUGUCUGUGAUUGGAUCCUUCAUCUCUGCAUGUGGGGCAACGCCAGGAUUUAUAGUGCUGCUCAGAUCCAUACAGCCAGACCUGAAGUCCUUGGCGUUGGGAAUGCAGACACUGAUCGUAAGAACUCUGGGUGGGAUCCCUCCUCCUAUUUAUUUCGGAGCACUCAUCGACCGAACCUGUUUGAAGUGGGGUACCAAGCAGUGUGGAGGUCGAGGAGCAUGUCGGAUCUAUGAUGCUAACGCUUUUAGGGUGACAUACAUGGGCUUGAUAAAUGGAUUCUACUUCCUGUCCAACGUGCUGUGGGUGGGUCUCUACCUCCAAAUUGUCAAGCGACAGAAGAAGUUAGCGUUGAGGAAUCAGGCUAAAGAAAACGGACUAGAGGCGAACGGACAGGUCAACGGACACGCCAACAUCAGCAUCGCCAAAGACAAAGAGGACGCAGACAAGGAGAGCACCAUUUAAGGUGGUAUGACAUCAAACCAUAAUACAGGUGAAUGACACAUGCAGUAUUUCCCAUUACUUAACUACUGUGCUGCACCCGGACUGGACCAGAUACAGUAAUGGUACAGUGUCAGAAUUGUAUACCUCUUUUUCUAUGCAGUAUGUGUAUAUAUGCUGUAUUCAUAUAUACAGUAUAUGCUCAGUAUAGUGUAUGUACAGUACAUUGUUUUAAAUACUUGUUCAAGACAAAAGUGUUGUUAUGAGUUACUGACAAAGUCUUUUUGAAUAUGGCACUUUGUGGGAUUAUGGAUCCCUCUGCUUUGUCUUCAAUGAAUUAUAUUAUAAUGAAGACACUGAGGGUCGUUGAGGGUAUCAUGUGUGAUAGUUUAGUAAAAAUGUCAAGUUUAGACAAGAUGAAGCGGCUUAAAUACACAAGGAUCACUAUAAGAGGUAUAAUUAGGAAUGGCAGAUAUUUGAAUUCCCAUACAGAUGAUUAUUUUUGUUUUAAGAAAAAAUCCUUCACUUACUGUACAUACAGUAUGAGUUUUUAUAGAUGGUACCUGUACCCAUCAGAGUCAGUGAAGUCUGUGAUUGCUGAAGGAUGAUCCAGUCCGUGAAGGCAACACAAGAAUGAAAUAUAUUUAGUUUAUUAAAGAAGAUUGACCAGAUGUGUAAUACUUGAACGAGGAGGAGGAGAUCCGGACACAUCUUCUUAAAUCACCAUUUUAUAUUUGCAGCUCAAUCCCACUUGAGGUGGUGCCCAUAUAUGGGUCACCUAAAGGAGAAUAGUUCUGCUCGAGGAAUAAGAAAUAUGAAACUACAGACUGCCAUUUGUUAGAUCAGCUCAGCUUAGCACAAAGAUGCUCAACACUGGUUAGUUUGUUUAGUCUGCUCAAAAAGUCAAUUGUAAAAACUUUGUACAUGUCGUAAAUUGUAUGUAACGUAUUGAAUAGUGAGCGUCAGACUUGUGAUGUACAAUGUACACAACUCGACCAGUAGGGAAGUAAGAAAUCACUCAUAGUUGAUGGAGUCGAGAAUCGUUUUGUCUAUCGGUGCUGAUAGGGGCCAAAUGUUUCUCUCAAACUGUACAAAGAUCCUCAAGUGAUUUUCAGGUCCUGGGUUAUCUUUGUAUGAAAAGUGUUCUAUAGGUAUGGGGGGUGUCAGGAGUACAGAUGAUCAAGACAAUUGAAAAAAUUAGACUAGAACCAAAAUUAUCUAGUUGUGUUUUCCAAACUACUUUGCUAUGGAUAUUAGCUGAUUCCCCUGUGAUAGCUUUGGCCUCUGGAAAAAAAGAACAGGAUGUUUGGGGGGAUUUAUUAUUCCAAAUAAAUUCUGAGCUCUGAGAAAUCUGCUUUAUUGGCAUUAAAGGGGACAUUGUAUGCCCAUUUUACCACAAGUUGAUAUGGUUCCUUGGGGUCUUAAUGAAAUGUCUGUAACAUACUUUGGUCAAAAUACCACAAGGAUCAUUUCAAACA